UAUAGAAUAUAAUAUAUAUUCUCAUGAUGAUAGUAUAAAUGAAGUCAUUUUAUCUGCAUUGAAAGAGUUAGAUGAUACUUAUUUUACUGAUUAUUCAGAUUCUAAAGACGAAAAAUCUAACACUGUAUUAAAUAAUAAAUUAAUAUUGGAUGUCAAUUUUUCUGAUAUUCCUUUAAAUAAAUUAAAUGAAUUUAACUUUGUAGAUGUUCCAGACAAUUACAUUGAAGAUAAAAUUUACGAUGAUUUAAAAUUAAAAAUUAAAAAAUUUUUUUCAUAA
Messenger RNA from Cetraspora pellucida, 277 nucleotides. Lineage: Eukaryota; Fungi; Glomeromycota; Glomeromycetes; Diversisporales; Gigasporaceae. The record is from the annotation of a GenBank genome assembly.